GAUCUAAUUAAAUUGACUGUUUAAAUGAGUUGCUUUAUGCAGGUCAGCAAGGCAGGGUUGAAUGAACUCUUGUGUAACAGAAUGCGGGCUCUUGUCACAGUGCUUUCCCCCCUAACAUUGAAAGGUAAACCUGAUUGAAUUGUUCUUGUUCCAGUGUCUGCGGUGUCUCAUCAGGCAUGGUUGCCAGUUUGGUAAAACAUUUCCAUGACCUCCUUUGCUCAUGUUAAAUUAGGUAGAUGGCACUUAACAUGCUGGAUUCUUACUUUAAUGGAAGCUGUGGCAAAAGUUGCAAUUCCUUAGAAUUUUUUUCCCUUAUACAACUAGUCGUGUGGACUGAAGAAUGGAAAUUUGUGGUUCUGUUUGUGUUUUUGUUUUAAUGGGAGUUUGGGGAAGAUCCCAGAAGUUGCAUUGUAUUACAUUUUUAAUAGUAAAAGUAUUCCAGUUUAUUCUUUUCUUUAAAUUCUGCAGUGCGCGCACGUAGUAGAAUCUCUUGGAUGCCGUCCUUGUUUGGAUGUCAGGAUUACAAUACAGAAUGAUGCCCUUCUAGCAGCACACUUGUAGAACAAUGCUGAUUGUCUGCUCCGAGGUGUAAACAAAGUUGUAAACAAAAAUGAUUGAAAACUAAUGAAGUUGUUACUUUGUUAUUAGUCUCAAUACUUCCAGAAUUAAAAAGCAUCUUUAAAAUUAUAAUGGAUGUUUUAAUAUUGUAACUAGAUUUUUUUUUUCUUUUCAAACAUGCAUUCUAAAAUUGGGGUGGGGGGCAUGGAUUGCUGCCAGUUUUAUUUGUAAUGCUUGUUUGUAUCUAAGUGGAAUGGGUUAAAGGGGAUUUUUAUCCUUAGUUAAAAGGAAAGCACAUUCCUGUAUAGAAUGAUAUGGAUUGUCACUCUUAAAGUCAUAACUUACAAGGAAAUGAAACCUGUUCCAUGAUUUCUUUUUUCAAUCCCUACAGUAUCACCCUCGUGAUCUGAAUAAUAGUACUGAGGUGAUAUUAUUAAUGUGGCUUUUUGAAAUCAAACUAAUUAUAUUUGCCUGAAAGAGCCACAUUAGUGUGAUUCUAGCUCCCUGAUGCCUUUUUGGAGCCCUGGAGACAGCCUAGUGAAUAGGGCUGAAAAUUCAUUCUGUAUUUGAUUAAAUGGAACAGACUCGUUGCUCCUUACCCCAGCAGGGGCUAUGAGAUCUCUUGAUCCCCGAAGCGGCUCAGAGACCCUGGGAAUUCCAUUAGCGAGCACCUGAGGAAUGUCUGCCCUGCAGUGCCUUUUUUGAUGAUAGUGGGGGGAGAAAAGUAGUAUUGCGGAGUUGAUUGUGGGCGGGGAGGAUACAUUAGAAGAAUCUAUAUGUUGGAAGAUCUAAAAUCAAGGCAUGACUUAACAGCUUAUCUUUGUAAGAGAAAAGCCCAACCCAAAAGCACACUAAUAGUCGGGAUUCAUAUUUAAAGUAGAACUGUGGUGUAUUUUGGGCACAGAAACUUAACUCAUCCACACUGCUUUUUGAAACCAUCUGAUUCUUUAUUCAGUCUGCAAGACAGAUUGGUGGAAAACAAAUAUUAAAACAAGCACAUAGUGACAGACUGGUUGUUUCAGUGCCUUGUCAUAGUCUGGAGCUCUGUGCUUUCAACUUCUGUAAUCUGGCACUAUGCAUCUGGAUCCUGGACCCAUACAGGCACUCUUUUUCCUCACCGUUACAGUUCUCUUCUCCACUACAAGUUCAGAUUUGAUUCCUCGUUUUAUUUCUGAGCCCCUGUCCACUGUUCAGAAGCCUGGUGGGCCUGUAAAGCUACAUUGCUUGGCUGAACCCUCCACAGUUCGCAUUUCUUGGUUGUUUAAUGGAGAGAAAUUGGACAGCAGGGUGGAGCAAGUAGAAGUCCAUCCAGGAUCUUUGACAAUCUUCUCUCUCAGCCCUUCAAAUUCUGGGCAGUACCAGUGCAUUGCCAAUAACAGUGUUGGUGCUAUUGUGAGCAGGCCUGCAAGAGUAUCCAUAGCCCGUCUUGAUGAUUUUGAUACUUCAGUGAAAAGUAUAGUCACAGUAGAAGAAGGAAGUUCUGCUUUCAUUGGAUGCAAGGUACCAGAAAGUAACCCUAAACCACAGGUUCGCUUUCGAGUACGGGGAAAAUGGCUGGAACAAUCAACCGAUAACUACCUAAUUCUUCCAUCUGGAAACCUGCAGAUUUUGAAUGUAACUCUAGAAGACAAAGGGUCCUAUAAGUGUGCAGCGUAUAACCCAGUCACUCAUGAUCUCAAAGUAGAGCCCAUUGGACAUAAGCUUAUAGUCAGCCGUUCCUCCUCUGGGGGUAUACAUAUACUUCACCCCACUGUUCCUCAAGCCUUUGCAGUACCUCAGCACAGUCCCCUAACUCUAGAAUGUGUUGUUAGUGGGUUGCCUGCAUCUCAUGUCCACUGGUUGAAGGAUGGGCAGGAUGUAUUGCCUGGAGGCAGGUGGAGACUUCUGCAUUCUCAUCUUGUGACAGACAGACUUGAUGCAUCAGAUUCUGGAAACUACUCCUGUGUAGUGGCAAAUGAGUCUGAAGUGGUGAAGCGUGUAAACUAUUCACUUAAUGUACUUGAAUCUGCCUCAAUUUCUAAAGGAUUGCAGGACCAGGCAGUGUCUCUGGGUGUAACUGUAUACCUUUCAUGCGACAUUCAUGGAAAUCCUGUUCCAAAUCUCACCUGGUUCCAUAAUGCAGUUCCUAUCCAUCUCUCUACACAUCACCUAUCCACAGGAAACAAGUUGCAAAUCAGUGGCAUUACCAAGGAGGAUUCUGGCUUGUAUCAGUGUGUUGCAAACAAUGGGAUUGGAUAUAUGCAUUCCACUGGGAGACUUACUGUCCAGACAGGCAAAGGUUCAGUACCAGUUAUAGUUUCUCCACCAGCGAGUACCAGUGCAGUAGAUGGUGGUGGUGUUACGUUGUCAUGUAAUGCCACUGGGCUGCCUGUUCCAGUAAUUCGUUGGUACAACAGCCGUGGACUCAUUACCAGCCACCCUUCCCAGGUCCUUCAUUCAAAAUCACGAAAAUCUUCACAAGCAAGAAUAAGUAGCACCGUGUCAGAACCAAUCUACUUCACUAUGUCUCGAGCAGGCUCAAGCUCCCUGUAUAUUCAGGCUGUUACUCCAGAGCAUGCUGGGAAAUACUCUUGUGAAGCAACAAAUGAACAUGGCUCAGCACUGUCAGACGCAUUCCUUAAAGUUGUUCCUUUUGAAACUAGUACAAAAGCUGAAGAAAUCACUACUCCAGAGACUGCCCAAAGUGAUGAAGGUGGCAGAGAUUAUGAUACAGAAACUGGGUUUUCGAGUUUGCCUCCAACAAACCUGCAUCUUGAUGAAGUUAUUACAGAAAAAAGUCUUAGUGGUGCUUCCCCUCCUGAAGCACCAAUUAUCCUCAGUCCUCCACAGACUCUCAAGCCAGACAUGUACAACUUGGUGUGGCGUUCUGGAAAAGACGGCGGGUUACCUGUCAAUGCUUACUUCGUGAAAUAUCGCAAGCUGGAUGACAGCAACAAUGUAAUGGGAAGCUGGAAUACAAUUCGUGUCCCAGGAAGUGAAAAUGAACUUCGUCUCACAGAAUUGGAGCCUUCAAGCCUCUAUGAAGUUCUAAUGGUAGCAAGGAGUGCUGCUGGUGAAGGGCAGCCUGCUAUGCUUACAUUUCGUACUAGCAAAGAAAGAGCACCAUCCUCGAAAAACACUCAGGCCCCAUCUCCACCAGUUGGCAUUCCUAAACAUCCUGUCAUUCAGGAGGGGACAAGUAACUUUGGUGUGGUCCUUCCAGAUCUAUCUCGGCAUAGUGGAGUUCCUGAGGCUCCAGAUAGGCCUACUAUCUCAACAGCAUCUGAAACAUCAGUCUAUGUCACCUGGAUCCCACGAGCAAAUGGUGGCUCCCCUAUCACUGCUUUUAAAGUAGAGUACAAGCGUAUGAGUCGAAACAGUGACUGGCUAAUUGCAGCUGAUAAUAUCUCUCCCUCUAAAUUGUCAGUGGAAGUUCGUAACUUGGAGCCAGGGGUCAUGUAUAAGUUUCGUGUGAUCGCUAUUAACAAUUACGGAGAAAGCCCACGAAGUGCAGCUUCUCGACCUUAUCAAGUAGCUGGCUUUACCAACCGUUUCUCAGAUCGGCCUGUCGCAGGACCUCACAUUGCCUACACUGAGGCAAUCAGUGACACUCAAAUCAUGUUAAAAUGGAUUUAUAUUACUUCAAGUAACAACAACACGCCCAUCCAAGGAUUUUAUAUAUAUUACCGCCCAACGGACAGCGACAAUGAUAGCGAUUACAAGAGGGAUAUUGUGGAAGGUACAAAGCAAUGGCAUUUGAUAAACCAUCUGCAACCAGAAACAUCUUAUGAUAUUAAAAUGCAGUGUUAUAAUGAAGGUGGUGAGAGUGAGUACAGCAACGUGAUGAUCUGUGAAACUAAAGUGAAACGCACACCUGGAGCCUCAGAAUAUCCAGUGAAAGACCUGAGUACACCACCUAAUUCUCUUGUUCGUGGUGUUGGGAGCAAUGCUGGUCCGUCAAAUGGACCUGUUCGGAGCAGUGACAUGCUGUAUCUGAUUGUGGGCUGUGUCCUCGGUGUGAUGGUCCUUAUUCUCAUAGUUUUCAUUGCCAUGUGUCUAUGGAAGAAUCGUCAACAAGCCACCAUGCAGAAGUAUGACCCUCCUAGUUACCUCUACCAAGGGGCAGAUAUGAAUGGGCAAAUGAAUGAGUAUACUACAUUACCAGGCACAAGUCGUGUCAAUGGCAGCAUACGUGGAAACUUCAUUGGCAAUGGUAGCCACAAUAAUGGCUGUCCACACAUCCAUCAUAAGGUUUCUAAUGGAGUUAAUGGGAUCAUGAAUGGAGGAGCUGGACUUUACCCAGGGCACACCAACUCACUUUCCAGGACACACGUGGAUUAUGAACACCCCCACCAUUUAGUAAAUGGUGGUGGAAUGUACACAGCAGUGCCUCAGGUUGACCCUUCUGAGUGCGUCAACUGCCGAAAUUGUCGGAACAAUAACAGAUGUUUCACCAAAACCAAUGGUACUUUUAGCAGCAAUACCCUUCCUGUAGUGCCGGUCGUGGCACCUUAUCAGCAGGACAGUUUAGAGAUGAAACCAUUGAAUCAUGUGAUGGUAGCCAUGUGCUUAGCCUCCACAGUUCCAGACUGCAGUGCCGAGAUAGAAGAGGACAGCAAAGAAAAAGUGGAGAAACCAUCUCCCCAGCAUUCUUGCUGUCAAGAAAAUAUGAAUCAGAUCAAUGCAGAUUGCACAGAAGGUAACAACUGUGCACAUUCAGAAACAUCAAAUCACAUUUUGAGCUGGAGUCCCCUUAUUCUGCAGCCUGUUUCAAAGGAUUGUAAUGAAAAAUCAAGUUGGAAUUCAUCUGGUGUCACUUUAAACAGCUCUGGGGACUUUCGACAACUCCAAAUACAGGAAGCCUGAGGAUGUGACCAUUUUCCCCACUUGAAGCCAGUAACUGCACAGCAGAAUCACUGAAAGGGACUGAUGGAGGGAUGUUAAUUAUAACAGAGAGUUGCUAUUUAUUUUUUGUAGUAGUGUCAUAUGAAUGUAUCUUGUGUAAAUUGUUUCCUUUCUUUCAUAUUAUUUAUGCCCUGAGAAAUUUCUUUAGCUUUUCCACAUUCUGUGGACUAGCCUGGUUAUGUGUAAAAUUUUGUAAUAAUAUAAAACAAUGAUUGAAAAUAAGUAGUAUUUUUUCCAUGGAUAUUACCAGCGCAAGAAGCACUUCUGCAGAGGAACCUGAAUGUUUAGUAUGCAGAUUUCUUUGAGCGAGUCAGACCUGAGCGGUUCUGAGGUUCAUGGCAGAUUAUAGCCACCCCGUAGAGAAUUGCUGCAUCGCUGGCAUUUGUUGCAGUAUUUUUAUAGCUGUUUUUCCCUGAGUAUAUGUUCUAGCUUGUUUCAGUUUAUCUAGAGGGAGCUUGAGAUUUGGAAAGAUAUUUGGUAAACGAACCUCUGCAAAUUAAUGAACUUCAGGUGCUCCAUUUUUCAUCCAGUUCAGCUGUUUAGAUAGUAAUUAACCCAACUGUGGAGUCUGAGCUCAGAGGUCAGUUGGUGGUUCUUUGGGGUUUUAGUAGUUUGCCAGUAUUCAGAAAAAAGUCUACUGGCCAACGUUCUCAUGCUUCCUAGCAAUAGUCGUUUUUUUGGACUUCCACAUUGAAGGUUGCUAUUUUUCCUGUUUUUAAAAGGAUUUCAAUUACCUUGUCAAGAAACAAAAAUUCUGAGCGAUUUGUUGGAUCCACCCCUUUCUCAUAAAUAAGGAAUAAUCAAGAUGAAUAGUCCAUAGUCUGAGAAUUAGUCAUCCAAUCUCUACUGCAGGUACUUCUCUGAAAAUAUUGUUUUUUAAAAGACAGGGACUAAACUGCUAAUAAGUAUUCACAGUGACCAUCUCUGAUUAGCUGGUUGUUUUGCCUUCUGUGCAUGUAAAUUUAUCUGCACAUAAAUUAGAUUGAAUUUUCUAAUUUCAGAUCUUAAACCUGCUUAUCUAUACACAGACCUUCCUUAAGAGCAGCUGGGAAUGACAUGCUGAGAGUAAACACAGGCAGUACAAAGAAAACUUUACUCCAUGAGGUUCAGCUGCUUCAGUCUUUACAGCUCAUUAGUAAAUAAUUGCUGUUAAUUCCAUUGGCUUAAUUUCUAGCAGCCCUAAACUGGAAUCUUUGUUGGUCUGUACUUUAUUAAUCUGCGCACUAGCUAAUAGUGCUGGCAGCCCCAUGUUUCCCAGCAAAAGAUUGACUAUUAAGAAGAGGUGGGACUGAGAUGAUGCUUUAUUCCUAAACUCUUAACACUGCCCAACAAACAAUUACAGAAUUAAAGUGAGAAGAGAGAUUCUGAUGCUUUAUCCCUAUUUUUUUGUUCACUUGCACAUAACAAGUUUCAGUGCUUUCUAGGGGAUUUCCUAGGGAUUAGGGGGCUCAAAUGUAUUUUAUUUAACUCCUUGGGUGAGAAAAAAGGAAAAAGUAUCAUUUGUACAGUGACCCCCUUUCUGGCUGUCUAAGUAAAGCUAGAAUGUUUUCUGUCUUAGCAAAUUGCAUCCAGUUCUGUUGCAGGUGCUGUCAAAAAUGCCACAACUGAUGGCAUGGCUGUGUAUGUAGCUUUAAGAAGCUUGCCCAUAUUCCAGAAAUAACAGAUGGAGCAUGAUGUAGGUGUUGCAGUGUUAACUGCAUUUUUUUUAAUUUAAUCAGAAUAAAUAAAAUAACCUUGUGCUUGUAAAGCAUCCUGUCUAGAAAUCAGAGCAAAGAACCCAAGAAAUGAGGCACAUAAAUUACAAUUACAGCUGCCCUGAAGCAAUACAUGUGCAGGCUCCUUGUAAUGGAACAAGUAUUUUCCUAGUUGAAGCCAGAACCACCCCUUUGGAGGGUGGUGGGGAAGCAAAACUGCCUUAUUUAAGAUUGCGAACUCCUUACGGAAUAAGUGAGAAGGUUCUUACAGGUGCAGUAUAUCAUAGUAAAAUUUGUGUCAGAAACAGGCUGCCUACUUCUCAAACUAUUGCAACAAAUGUCACAUGCAGUGUGUGUAUAUACAGUGUGUGAAAAUAUUAUAUAUAAUAUAUGUAUAUUAUAUUUUUAAAUACAUUAAUGAGAAUUUACUGAGUUUGAUCUGGGUUACUAUGCAAGAGUUUUAUUUCAGUAGGAAAUUAGUUGAUGCAGUUUUUCAUUCGAUGACUAUAGAGUGAUAGAGGGUGCCCUACUAGAUGCUGUAAUGUGAGUUCUCUACUCCUGAUGUCCAUGCAUGUGUGAUGGAUUUAGUCUUCAUGUUUGUUAGGCCCACAAGCAUCAGAGGGAGGCAGAUUCCUGUGAUCUAGUGUGAUUGUUGAGUGCAAUGUUGUCCAACCUUGUUUGUUUUGAAAAUGUGCCUCUGUCUGACAUUGAUUUAGGAAACUUUGGUAUAAGAGUUCAGUAGUUGGGAGCCAGUUUGAAUCGGGAAUCCAUAGGUUAGUUGGUAAGAGCCCUUAAGUCAUAAACUGCUUUGAAAGAGUCAACUUUGGGGGUAUGGGUGGGGAGGGGAGUUUCUACUCAAGGAAGAGACUGUUGUAAUCUGCCUUGUUAGCAGAAUCUCAUCAUGGACUGCUUUAUUUAUAUUGAGUGACACUGUUUUAAGUGUUUUUCUUGUUAUUGUAUUUUAUUUAUAAAAAUAUAUGUUUUCCUUUAUUUUUAGGGGACAUGUUCUCCCAAUUAUAGAUGCGUAAUUAUGAAUCUCUCUAGAAAUUCUGCAAUGAGUGCUGCAAUCCCCAGAUCUUGUAAUCAUUCAGCUCCCGCCAUUAAACUUUAACUGAGGUCACCUACCCAGGAGAUACUGAAUGGCCUUGCUCCCAUAACAGCCUCAUUGCCUUUCAAGCUGGAUCUUUUAGCAUCACUCUUAGAGGAGCUUGGUUUGGACAUAUUAUAUUAUUUUUCUUUGAAAGCUAGUUGGCCCAGAGAUUUUGUGCAUCAGCUUCUCUAGAUCCUGCUAUCCCUAGAGUUCUGGGCUUGCUGGCAAGAGUUUUGGCACCUUGGGAAUGAGGUGCACUGCCACAGCAGAGGGGAGGAAACUGGUGUAACUGCCUUUGUCACACUUGAUUCUAGCCAGUGCUUAGCUCUUUGAAUCCAUAGGCACUGAAUUUUACCCAUACCUGGAAAGGCCUCACUUAAGUCAGACAUGUGCAUACUCCCCUUUUUUCACUCUCUUCUGAAACAGUAAGGCACUUCAAAGCCUCUGGUAAUUACUUGCCAAAUCUUUACCUUACAGGGAAAAAAAGAGUUAAAAUUAAGACUUUUGUUCAAUACCUUUCCUCAUGGUACGUGCUAUAGUCAGUAAUUGUCUUCCUGAUACAGAUACCUCUGUAAAUGCCAUUCAGCUCCAGUACUGCCCAAGGAAGAUGUUCCUUUUGCUCUUUCACCUGUGUUUUUGAAAGCAAUGACUUAAAUGCAUGUGUUUUGUAUCACAUAGAAAAAAUAUGCUAUAUUUUCCUAAAAGAAAGUUGUAAUAUUCCUUUUGAAAUUGUACAUAUUUUUAAAUGAUGUAGUUUUUGCAGGUUUUUUGGUGGUUUGAUUAAUAUUAAAGAGAAUGCUGCUGCUUUA
Alligator mississippiensis (American alligator) is the source of this 9035-nucleotide messenger RNA. It is a transcript of the gene CDON, whose product is annotated as cell adhesion associated, oncogene regulated. Bases 1633 to 5403 code for a protein of 1256 amino acids. Gene Ontology annotation, biological process: cell-cell adhesion; nervous system development; axon guidance. The transcript has 20 exons. Gene Ontology annotation, molecular function: protein binding. The record is from RefSeq and is a predicted model, not a curated record. Gene Ontology annotation, cellular component: axon; plasma membrane. NCBI's taxonomy places the organism in Eukaryota, Metazoa, Chordata, Crocodylia, Alligatoridae.